AGUUACCAUUCAGCUGUAAAAAAAUAGUCCAUUCAGCUUCUUGAGCAGUGGCGGCUGCAAAACAGGAAGGCGAAAGACCGGAAGUCGAACCUCCGAUUCUCACGGCGCCGGCGGCGAGCGCCGACGACGCCCGCAGCCUGCUCGACGGAAUGCCUCCUAGGAAGAAGCGCAAGGGUGCGUUGCCGGUGUGCGCCACCGACCGCAUCGGCACCCUCCCCGACCAUAUCCUCCACCACCUGCUCUCUUUCCUACCAGCGCAGGUGGCUGUGCGGACGUGCGUGCUCGCCCGCCGUUGGUGCGACCUUUGGAGGUCCGCCACAGGCCUGCGCAUUGUCGGCCUCGACGACGACGAGAGGCCUGUCCAGGCCCAAGACCUCCGUAAGUUCGUGGACUAUCUGCUGGUCCUGCGUGAUCGCACGGACCUAGACACUGUUGAGAUCAGAUUUGACACUUUCCUGGAAGACGACCUGCCCUAUGUGAACCUAUGGGUCCGUUCUGCUGUGAUGUGCAAAGUUCGGGUGCUCACCCUUCAUGUAUGUGGCGACAUUCAAUACCUCUGCCUAGAUGACCUGCGUCUUGUCUCUCGGCAUCUGAGAACGCUGGACCUUCAGGGUGUAGCCCUACAGAAGACCUUCCUUGAUUUUGCUAGGUGUCCAGCAUUGGAGGAUCUGAAGAUGGUUAAUUGCCUCAUCAAUGCCAAUAAGAUAUCAUCUCGUUCCCUGAAGUAUUUGAGCAUCACUGAUUGCCGCUCUUACUUGGAUUGCCGGAUCUGUGUUUCUACUCCGGGCCUUGUCUCUCUGGAACUAGAUGCGUUUGAUGGUUCAACCCCUUUUUCUUGAAAACAUGGCAUUGCUACAGACUGCAUUGUACAGGUGAAAACAUGACAUCAUGUAAUCAAAUACAAUCAUAUUCA
Messenger RNA from Triticum aestivum (bread wheat), 913 nucleotides. Its product is annotated as putative FBD-associated F-box protein At5g53635. Gene Ontology annotation, molecular function: protein binding. The record is from RefSeq and is a predicted model, not a curated record. Lineage: Eukaryota; Viridiplantae; Streptophyta; Magnoliopsida; Poales; Poaceae. Bases 150 to 839 code for a protein of 229 amino acids. The transcript has 2 exons.